AUGUCCCGAGACACCAACGACCACACAACCCACACCGAGACGCCCCGCCUCCUCUUCAUCUACGAGAAGACUUACGCCGGAGAAUACCGGCUGUGCAGCGAGACCGGCCUUCCCAUCUCUGAAUCCUCGCCGCUGGGGAGCCUCAACAACAGGAAGAUUGUCGAAGAUGAGAAUUUGCUUGUUUCUGUGAGCAAGACCAUUCCGGAUGACUGUUUCUACAUUGCUAGUUACAAAAAGUGGGCAGAAAGUAUAACGUCUUGA
This is a messenger RNA of Aspergillus heteromorphus CBS 117.55, 261 nucleotides long. RefSeq lists its product as uncharacterized. The transcript has 2 exons. Bases 1 to 261 code for a protein of 86 amino acids. The record is from RefSeq and is a predicted model, not a curated record. Lineage: Eukaryota; Fungi; Ascomycota; Eurotiomycetes; Eurotiales; Aspergillaceae.